Molecule: messenger RNA, 804 nt
Organism: Magallana angulata
Lineage: Eukaryota; Metazoa; Mollusca; Bivalvia; Ostreida; Ostreidae
Product: universal stress protein Sll1388-like
Exons: 4
Coding region: 97-540 (147 amino acids)
Source: RefSeq, a predicted model, not a curated record
UAUACCUUGUUUGUAAUGUGUCAGCUAAGAUAAGAGGUAACGUACUCAUCACCACGUUGUGUUAGGGGAUCCGUCUUCAAUUUCUUUUUUAAAAAUAUGAAGGUUGUAAUAGCCAUUGACGGAAGCAAGUUUUCUAAGGAAGCUUUGCAAUGGUACUUGAAAAAUGUACACAAGACAGACAACAAAGUGAUAUUGGUCCAUGUCACGGACCAUCUUCAUAAUUUUGCCUACAACACGUCAAUAAUACCAGGUGAUCCCGAAUUAAUUCAAUUAGCGUACCAGGAAGAGGAACAUAAAGCCAAAGCAAUAAUGGAUGAAAUGAAUGACUUCAUCAGCAAAAAUCAGGUUGAUGGUGAGGUUGUGCGAGUGUUCGGUCAUCCUGGACAUCAAAUCGUUAAAAAAGCUCACGACGUUGAGGCCGACUUAGUUUUGACCGGAAGUCGUGGCCUAGGAACCAUCAGGCGUACUGUUUUAGGAAGUGUCAGUGAUUACGUCAUCCAUCAUUCCAACGUCCCAGUUAUUGUUUGCCAACAUCAGUAGUUUUCAUGAACCUCCAGACUUUAAAAUAAAUAAAGAAAAUAUUUAUUAUAUUUUUUCUUUGGUGAUAUACAAGUAAUUUGAAACUGUUGUUUUUUGUUCCUUAAACAAAUAAAGAAUAUACUUGAAUAUACUAAUAAUUGUUAAUACUUUUAUUCUUAAUUGAAUUGUCAACUACAAUUUUAUUGUGGUCUUUCCUAGAAACAUAUGCUUUGCUCUGAGUUUUACAUCUCAAAACAAUAAAAAUAAUAAUUCAUGUUCAGUUUA